AUGGAAAGAAGUACAAAUAUCUUUUCUGUUUUUGAUGAACAAUACAUACAUAAAGAUGUUGAAAAGAAUAUAAGGAAAAAUAAUUCUCCAAUGUAUAUUUAUAUUCUUUUGAUUUGUCUAAUAUUUUUUAUACUGCAAGAUGGUAAUUAUGAUGAUAUUAUGAAUGCCCCCUUAAAUUUCAUCCAUAUGAAAAAAUCUAGAGCUCUAUCUGAUUAUCAAUGUAUAGAAAAUUAUAAUUUUGAAGAAAAGGAUGAGGACCUUUUCAAUGAUGAUAUUUUUAAAAACGACGAAAAAUCUGAAUAUAAUUAUUCAGAAAAUGUCGUUGAAGAUUUUAAUUUUUAUAUGGAUAGAAUGAAUGAAACAGAUGAUAAAUGGAUUAUACAAAAGAAAAAUAUAAGAAAUAGUAUAUGCAAUAAAAAAGAUCCUUAUAAUAAAUUAAUAUAUGGAGAUGCAUCACGUGAUUUAUCAGAGUCUGAAUUUAAUGAAUUCAUAAAUAAUUUAGAUAAUUAUGUUAAUAAAAACGAAAUGUAUAUUAUUUGGAAUUAUGUUAAUUCUAAUGAAAAAGAUAAAUAUUUAAAUAUGCAAAAGAAUAUAAAAAGUUUUUGUGAAAAUUUAGCUUAUAAUUAUGAUAUUCCAAAAAAUGUUGAAAGAAAUGAAUGGUUAAAAGCCUACUAUUAUAUGACAGAUAUUUUAUUAAUUAAUGAAAAUAAAUUUAAUAAUUAUUUUUAUCAUUUAAUUUCAUAUGGAAAAUGUGAUAAAAGCUUCUUUCUAGAAGUUAUUGAUAUACAUAAAAACUCUUGGAGAAAUAUUAGAAGAUCUAUGAGUAAUUUAUGGACCAAAAAACUAACUGACACUUUUAAGAACUACGAAUAUGAAGCCUUAUAA
Plasmodium adleri (nom. inval.) is the source of this 885-nucleotide messenger RNA. RefSeq names its product Plasmodium exported protein (PHISTc), unknown function. The transcript has 2 exons. Lineage: Eukaryota; Apicomplexa; Aconoidasida; Haemosporida; Plasmodiidae. The coding region runs from base 1 to 885 and encodes 294 amino acids. The record is from RefSeq and is a predicted model, not a curated record.